Molecule: messenger RNA, 534 nt
Organism: Entrophospora candida
Lineage: Eukaryota; Fungi; Glomeromycota; Glomeromycetes; Entrophosporales; Entrophosporaceae
Source: the annotation of a GenBank genome assembly
AUGACCCAGCCCCAGCAAGAAGCCCCAACUUUCAAACUUGUCCUCGUUGGUGACGGCGGUACUGGCAAAACUACCUUCGUUAAACGUCAUCUAACAGGAGAAUUUGAAAAAAAGUAUAUGGCAACCCUUGGUGUUGAAGUUCAUCCACUAAGUUUCCAUACAAAUUUCGGCCCAAUAUGCUUUAAUACAUGGGACACUGCAGGACAAGAAAAAUUUGGUGGUCUUAGAGAUGGAUAUUAUAUUCAGGGUCAAUGUGCUGUAAUUAUGUUUGAUGUGACCUCACGUAUUACAUACAAAAAUGUUCCAAACUGGCAUAGAGAUUUGAUUCGAGUGUGUGAAAAUAUUCCCAUUGUUCUUUGUGGUAAUAAAGAACGUAAAGUGAAAGCUAAAACUAUUACUUUUCAUCAAUUUGUUGCUUCUCCGGCGCUUGCACCACCAGAAGUAGAACUUGAUCCUAAAUUAGUUGAACAAUAUAAUCAAGAAUUACAAGCAGCAUCAGCCCAACCCCUUCCUGAGGAAGACGAUGAUCUUUAA